Messenger RNA from Puccinia triticina, 3264 nucleotides. RefSeq lists its product as uncharacterized. The coding region runs from base 1 to 3264 and encodes 1087 amino acids. The transcript is spliced from 6 exons. The record is from RefSeq and is a predicted model, not a curated record. Gene Ontology annotation, molecular function: zinc ion binding; nucleic acid binding. Lineage: Eukaryota; Fungi; Basidiomycota; Pucciniomycetes; Pucciniales; Pucciniaceae.
AUGCAAUCUUCUAUCAGUGAUUCAGCCGCUCAUCAGCUUGGGGACCUGGAUUGGGCCGGAAUUAAGAGUGAAGAGAAACUGAACAACUUGCCAGUCCACCUUACGCAGCUCCUCAAAGCCCACCAUCCCAACACCACACCCAGGGCUGGAAAAUCCCCUGCUUUCCUACCCUCAAUCCACUGUAUUUAUCAUCUCCCACAUCCCCCACACUGCAGCUUGCUAGGAUUGCAAAUCUUGCCCACAACACCCCAUCCAACUAGAGCUGACCUGAGAUCUGCUCAGAUGGACCGCGGGCUAGCUGAAACCCUUGAGAGGCUCGCUGUGCCAUUUAAGCCAAUAGACUUCGAAGCGUACCCGAUCGUCAGCCCGGCUACAGUUCAACGACUUCGGGAUUCCCUGCGACGGUGCGAACUCCUAAGAGAUCACAUCCUCCAGCAAUCUCAAGACACUCCAUCCCGAUCUCGGUCGUCCUGCAACUGCAAAUCCAGCAGUGACUGGUGCACUCCGGGAGCAGCAACAGAACAGCAGUCCUCGCUUGGCCCGGUGCGUGGGGCCCCUCUGCAGAGACCGGUCGGGUAUCCGACACCCUCCCACUCACCCGAGCUGCCGGGGCCCCAUGAGCCGACGUCGGAGUCGCCGGUACCCCCGCCGAACCACACCCCGGCAACGCGUUUGCCGACACCGAGUGAGCACACCCCCAACCCGUCCCGGCGCGCGCCUCGCCCUGCCUCUCUCAACAGCCGGUCCCGGGUCGAUCAGCACUCCUCAGCACACCAGGAGGAGCCCCAACAUGCGAGGCCCCUAUCCCCGCCAUACCAGGCUCUGGCCACACGCUUGCCCACACCGAGCGAUCCCACCACCACCGACGCCCGCAACGCGCCUCGCCCGACCGAUCUCAAGAGCCGGUGCACUCAAGCCAACCAACUCUUUGCAGCAUCCCCGCAGCCGAGUUCUGAAUGCCCGGUACCCCCGCCAAACUUCACCGCGGUCCAACGUUUGCCAACACCGAAUGACCCGUCAACGAACGCCGCCCGCCACCCGCCUCGCCCGACGGCUCAGGAGAGCCGGCCCUCUCAGGACGACCAGCUCUUCUUAUCACAAGUCGACCACCUUUUCUCUACAUCCCAGGAGCCGAAUUCCAACAGGCCGGUACCCCCGCCAACCUUGACCGAUGUCCAACGUUUGCCAACACCAAGUGACCCGUCCACGAACCCCACUGCGAACGUACCUCGCCCCGCAGCUCUCGAGCGCCGGUGCCAACCGAUCCUAGCAAUCCAGGAGCCGAAUCUUGAAAGGUCGGUACCCCCGCCAAACUUGACCAAUGUCAAACGUCUGCCAACACCUAGUGAGCCCGCAAGGAACCCCGCUCAGAACGUGCCCCGUCGCAGCUCUCUGAAGAGCCGGGCUCAAGUCGACCAACACUCCUCAGUGCGCCAGGAGCCCAAACCUGCAAGGCCGGUCCGCCCGCCAAACUUGGCCGCGGCCGCACGUGUGUCGACAUCGACAGACCCCACACCAAAUGCCGCCUGUAACGCGUACUGGCCGACGGCUCUUAUGAGCCCAUGCUCGCCGGUCGACCAACUCUUCUUGCCACCCCAGGAUACGAAGUCUGAAAAGCCGGCGCCACCCCCGCCAAACUCGACUGCGGCCAAACGUUUGCCUGCGCCAAGUGAGCCCGCAACGAACGCUACUCGGCACGCGCCCCAACAGACCUCUCUGAAGAACCGGUCUCAACUCAACCAAUGCUCCUCAGCACCCCAGCAACCCAAACCUGCCAAACCGCCUCCACCGACAGCCUUGACUGCAGCCACACGUUUGCCGACAUCGAGAGACCCCAGACUGAAUGUCGCCCGUAACGCGGUGGGCCCGACGGCUCUCAAGAGCCCAUGCUCGCCGGUCGACCAACUCUUCCUGCCACCCCAGGAGCCGAAUUCUGAAAAGCCGGCGGCACCCCCGCCAAACUCGACUGCGGCCAAACGUUUGCCUACACCAAGCGAGCCCGCAACCAACCCCACCCGACACGCGCCCCGCCAGACCUCUCUCAAGAGCCGGUCUCAUGUCGACCAACAACAGGAGCCCAAACCUGCAAGGCCCCCGUCACCGCCAACCUUGACUGCGGUCACACAUUUGCCGACACCGAGAGACCCCAGAACGAAGAAUGUUGCCCGUAACGUGUUGGGCCCCACGGCUCUCAAGAGCCAAUCGCCAGUCGAUCAAUCAACAUCUGAGUGGCCGUUGCCGCCAAAUUUGAUCGUGCCCGAAAGGCUGCCGACACCGAGCGACCCCGCAACGGACGCCGCCCCGAACGUGCCUUCCCCGACGUCUCUCAAGAGGCGGUGUUCAGAGGUCGACCAGCGCUCCUCGACACCCCCCAAAAGGCUCAACCUUAACCCUGAUCCUUCACUCCAGCCACGCCAAAGCCAGCCGAUUGAUUUCUCCAGGCUGCCAGUCUUGGAGCGCUGUCUGCUCACGGCGAUCCAGAAAUUUGUGAAGAGCUGGACGGCCCAGCAGUUGGUGACAUGCCUGCACCGGAUUAUCUUGUAUCGCAGGCGUGUCUUGGGAUGGGACGCCAAUGACUCUCACCGGCCGAUCCCACUUGAGGACCUUCACUCCGCUCUCAAAGCCACCGAUUCCCAGAUGAUUAGCCACCUUAUCUUCUCCCAUCGCAAGCAGAGACCCGAGCACUCCACCUUCAGGGAUGUCUUCUCUGGCUACUCGGUCCAGUACACUAUCCAUCUCUCCGGCGAAGGCCCACAGACGACUGUUGAACUCAGGAAAGACUUCACCGCAUUGGGGCUUAUGUUUUUUCCGAUCAUCAAAACGAUGCGCGCUUUUUGGGCUGCUCAUCACAGGAAGGCGCAGUGGGGCGAGUUCCGAGAGAUGUUUAACAGUCGGGCGGAGAUCAUGCCGUUCGUCAUACCUUCGGCACUAAUUAAAGAUGCGACAAGCCUGCAGAAGUACAUCCAAAUAGCGGCCAACGACAACAUCCUUGUGUACACCGAGGCCGAUUCCGUCGUCGCCCAUGCCAAGACCAACGCCAAGGCUGUAGAUACCCUCGUCCACCUCAGCCUCCAUCCCGAUUGGUGGACGGGUGCGAGUCUGGCCUAUCAACCCCCAGAGCCUGCUCAACCAUCCAAACAAAAUUACCACCCAUUCCCAGCCAGUAAAGCCGAGCAUAAGAUAUGCUUCAACUGCCAAGAGAAGGGCCACAUCAUCAGAGACUGUCCCACGCUAUUUGAAGAACCUGAACCUAUAGCAGGAUAA